AUGGUAUCUAUUAGAUCAUUAUUAGCUGGUGCUUGUUUCUUUGCAGGCGCAUUAGCUAGCGAAGGUGAGCUUAUUUAUCGCAAAUCAGAUAUCGCUGUUUUAGUCUGUGAAUCAGUAAUUGAAAAGGCAGCAUUACUUUUCGAGGAAACUGAUCUUGUUGGAUUCUGUAAUGUUGAUAACCAACAGGCAUUAGGUACUAUGGCUCACUGCUUAAAACAAGUCGCUCAUAAAGGAAGUGUUGAGGCUUUCAUCAAGUCUUGUGAGCCAUAUGGAUUGACAGAGAAAGAAUUUGAGCUGGCUUAUUCCAAUGCAACCAAACAUUUAACUAAUGUUACUGCAGAUCCUAACUUCAACUUGACAGAGUUAUACUACAAACCUGUGUUACUUUCGCAAUCGAAGAUUGAUGCUGGAUAUCGUUCUGGUGUUGGUCGUUUCUAUAACUACACUUUAGCUACUUGGUUUGGUGUUGCUUUAAUAGCAUAUUGGUUUGUUGUUAUGUUUAUUGCAGGUAUUUGCAACUAUGUCCACUUCCUUUUCCCAGGCUUUGUUAAAGGCUUGAAAGGAUCGUUCACUAAUACUUACAGGAAGUACAUAUCGUUGCCUGCAUUAGGAAGAAAAGUUCAUGCUGAGCAUAUGUCGUUCUUGAGAAUCUUUCAAUGGGUCGUUCCAACAAGAUUAGAAUCAAUUUUGAUUUUUGUUUGGUAUAUCUUGGCUCUUGCUUUCAAUGUAUGCUUAUACAAUCAUGAUUCUCCAAACUUGUACUGGCCUACUUCUGAAUCAGCUGAAAUUGGACGUAAAAUUGCUGACAGAACAGGUAUUAUGUCAUUAUUUUUGAUCCCUACUUUAAUUUUAUUUGCCGGUAGAAAUAAUUUUAUGCAAUGGAUUUCAGGAUGGUCAUACUCAAGAUUUAUUGCAAUCCAUAGAUGGGUUUCCCGUGUCGAAUUUCUUUUAGUUAUGAUUCAUGCUGUUGGUAUGACUUACAAUGCUAAGGGUAUCGCUCCUGGCAAAUACGAAACUCGUAAUGCUCAAGAAUAUGUGAGAUGGGGAUAUGUUGCUCUUGUUGCAGCAAGUAUUAUGUGUUUUCAUUCUUUGUUAGUUUUCAGAAAGAAGAACUAUGAACUUUUUGUGUUUGCUCAUAUUAUCUUAGCUACUCUCUUUAUUAUCGGUGGCUGGAGACACGUAGAAGAAGAGGGCUAUCAACAAUUCUUUUACGCAGCUGUAGCCGUAUGGGUAUUUGACAGGGUUAUUAGGAUUGGACGUCUUGCUGCAUUUGGUGUCCAACGUGCUAAUGUUGAAUUGAAGGCCAAUGAAACUCUUAAAGUUACUGUUCCUAGACCUGCUUACUGGAAACCAUUCCCAGGUUGUCAUGCAUUUAUUCAUUUUUUGAGACCAACCUGUUUCUGGCAAUCACACCCUUUCACUAUUGUCGAUUCAGCCAUCGAAGAAAACACCAUCACCUUUUAUUUAAAAGUUAAAGGUGGUGUCACUCAUGGGUUGUACCAAUACUUAGCCAAACAACCGGACCAUAAGGCACACAUGAAAGUGUUAGUCGAAGGUCCUUACGGUCAAAGAAUUCCUAUCGACAAGUACGACACUACUGCAUUCCUUGUUAGUGCUAAUGGUAUUCCUGGUAUGUACUACGAAGCUAUGGACUUGGCCAGAAGACAAGUUGACAGACAAAGAGUCAGAUUCUACUGGGUUAUUCGUCAUUACAAAUCUAUCGACUGGUUUUAUGAAGAAUUAUUAAAGUUUGAAGGCACAAUUGUGGAACCAGUCAUCUACGUCACACAGUCUGCUGCUGGAUUGGCACAACCAAUCGGCCAAGCAAGUGAUUCGAGCGAAUCGAACUCUGUCGAUGAAAAGGAUGAAAAAGACGAAAACAACUCCAGCGACGAAGUCUCCAGCGACCACGUCCAAGACUUGAAGGCAAAGUUAUCUUUCGUCCAAUUCAGAGAAGGCAGACCUCCAAUUAACGAUUUAAUUCAAGAAGAAAUCAAUGAAGCCAAUGGUUCUAUUGCUUUUGUUACCUGUGCCCAUGGUUCCAUGUGUGAUGACAUUAGAAAGUCGGUAGCUGACAAUCUUAGCACCACCAAGCGCGUUGAAUUAUUUGAACAAGUCCAAAACUGGUGA
Messenger RNA from Debaryomyces fabryi, 2130 nucleotides. It is a transcript of the gene FRE10, whose product is annotated as Fre10p. Gene Ontology annotation, molecular function: ferric-chelate reductase activity. Gene Ontology annotation, cellular component: plasma membrane. The transcript has a single exon. The coding region runs from base 1 to 2130 and encodes 709 amino acids. Gene Ontology annotation, biological process: copper ion import; iron ion transport; intracellular iron ion homeostasis. Lineage: Eukaryota; Fungi; Ascomycota; Pichiomycetes; Serinales; Debaryomycetaceae. The record is from RefSeq and is a predicted model, not a curated record.